This is a messenger RNA of Rotaria sp. Silwood2, 924 nucleotides long. The record is from the annotation of a GenBank genome assembly. Lineage: Eukaryota; Metazoa; Rotifera; Eurotatoria; Philodinida; Philodinidae.
AUGCUUAUAGCUUCCUUGCGACCUAAUGUUACUCUUCGUUGGAAUUUGACCGGCAUUACUGUAGCCGGUACCAUGGGAGUCUGUGGACAAACUGCUGCUUAUCUUUGUAGUCCUCAUGGCUUGUCAUUCGAUCCCUUGUCAAACGCUCUGUAUAUAGCUGAUAAUAGCAACCAUCGGAUUCAAAAAUGGGUGUUGGGUGCGACCUAUGGGACCACUGUAGCUGGGAACGGAACGCGCGGCAGUAGUCCUAAUCAGUUAUCAUAUCCUACCCAUGCCAUCGUCGAUGCGGAUGGCAAUGUUUACGUAUCAGACGUCAUGAAUCACCGCAUUCAACUUUGGCCAAAUGGCGCAUCUUCAGGCGUCACGUUCGCUGGACCUGAUUUUCCGGGAUCAAGCGACACUCUUCUUCUUAAUCCGCUAUACAUCACUCGUGAUUCUAACAGUGGAGCUUUGUAUGUGACUGCGGGUGACCGCGUAAUUCGCUGGCUACCAAACGACACAAAAGGCACGAUUGUCGCCGGUGGUAACGGUCCGGGUACAACCCCAACACAGUUGUACAGCGCCUCUGGGCUCUAUUUCGAUUCACCUUCGAAUAGUCUCUAUAUAGGUGACUCAUAUGCACAUAUAAUUGUUCGUUGGCCAUUGGGUGCAUCCACUUGGACGUUGGUGGCAGGUGCCCUUACUGGUAUGUGCGGAUACCCACCGGCAGGACUCUGUAUGCCUAGUGCCAUAACACUUGACCCAAUGGAUAAUUUAUAUGUUGCUGAUGGUAAUGGACGCAUACAAUUAUUUUUAGCUGGCUCCAAUAGUGGAACAGUCAUCGCAAUGCCGAGCUUUUCAUAUGGGAUUGCAUUGGAUAAUGAACUAAAUCUGUAUGCGACCGAACAGUACAAGCAUCGAGUAGUGAAAUUCGCGCGAUUAUGA